CACCGAACCGUGCCGUGCCGAGCCGAGCCGUGCCCGGGCGGCGCUGCAGAGGGCGGAGCGGGCUCCCGGCUCGGUGCUCCCGGCGGGCGGCGCUGCUGCGUCGCUGUGCGAGGGAGGCGCCGCGGGGCCGGGCGCCGGGCUGCGGGCACGGGGGUGUGAGCGGCCGGGCAGGGCGCCCCCAGGAUGCUGCGGUUCCUGCGCAGGACCUUUGGCCGCCGCUCGAUGCAGCGCUACGGGCGAGGGGCCGGCCGCGGAGCCGGCCGCGGGGGGCUCGGCGGCGAGGGGGACGAGCGGGACGGGGGGCUGCGAGGAGCCGCCGCCGCCGCCGUGGGCUCCGGAGGCUUUCCCUCGUCGCCGCACCCCGGGGGGGUCUCGCACGGCGCCGGAGCCCCCGUGCACAUCCCCGCCGCCGGCGGCAGCAAGCCGGUGCUGCAGUGCCGCGUCCUGCUGCUGGACGGCACCGAGGUCAGCGUGGAGCUGCCGAAACAUGCAAAGGGACAGGAGUUAUUUGACCAGAUUGUAUAUCAUUUGGACCUUGUGGAAACCGAUUACUUUGGCCUACAGUUCAUGGAUGCUUCCCAGGUUUCAGUAAGUAUAAAUUUAGUUAUUUUUAAAGUAAUGCAGUAGGUUGUGUUGCAUAUU
Molecule: messenger RNA, 642 nt
Organism: Oxyura jamaicensis (ruddy duck)
Lineage: Eukaryota; Metazoa; Chordata; Aves; Anseriformes; Anatidae
Product: band 4.1-like protein 4B
Exons: 2
Coding region: 184-627 (147 amino acids)
Cellular component (GO): cytoskeleton
Source: RefSeq, a predicted model, not a curated record